AUGACAACUUAAAAUUAAUGGUCUGAAUUAAACCUAGAGCCAAUAAUACAAAAAGUAAUGAGAGAGGAGUUUAAGUUUAAGUACUUAAUGCCAGUAUAAAAAGCUGCUAUUCCUCAUUUCAUAAAAAAUUAUGAUGUGGCCGUAGAAGCAUAAACAGGAUCAGGUAAAACAUUAACAUUUUUGGUUCCUUUAUUUAAUCAAUUUUCAAAAUAGAAAUAUUCAGAUCAUCAAUUAUUUGGUUUGGUAUUAUCGCCUGCUAGAGAAUUGGCAUAAUAAAUAUAUGAUGUAGCAAAGAAGUUUAAUAUAGUAAAUUAAGCAAAGAUUGCAUUUGCUAUAGGUGGAACAUCAAAUGAACAUGAUGUGAAAUAUUUAAAUGAGAAAGGAUGUAAUAUAUUAAUAGCUACACCUGGUAAAUUAAGAUAAUUAUUGGAUAUGAGUGAAUUAUAAAUAAAUGUUAAAACUUUGGAAUAUUUAAUCUUUGAUGAAGCAGAUAGAUUAAUGAGUAAUGAAUACUAAGAUGAUGUGAGAUUCAUUCUAUCUAAAUUACCAAAAUAAAGAAGGACUGGUUUAUUUUCAGCCACUUUAUCAUCUGCUAAAAUUCAUGAUUUAAUGAAAUUAGGUUUAAGGAAUCCAGUUUAAGUAAAAGUUAAUGCAAAUGAGACUAUGCCUGUAAAGUUAAAGAAUUAUUAUAAUAUAUUUUUAAAUAGAAUGGAUAAAAUUGCUGGAUUGGUUGAUUUAAUAGAAAAGAAAUGUUAAAAUAACAAGAGUAUUAUAUUUUUUAAUACUUGUUGUUCUGUUGUUUAUUAUAGUAUUAUAUUUAAACAACUAUUUCCUGAUUGUAAUAUAUUAAGUAUGAAUGGAUAAAUGGCUUAAAAGAAAAGAUAAAAGAUCGUCAGUAAUUUUAAAAUCACAAAUAAUGUAAUAUUAUUUACAACUGAUGUUUUGGCUAGAGGACUUGAUUUUGAUGAUGUUCCUUUAGUUAUUUAAUUUGAUCCACCUUAAGAUCCUAGUUUCUUUAUACAUAGAUCAGGUAGAACAGCAAGAUAAGGUAAAGAUGGAGAAGCUAUUUUAUUACUUGAAUAACAUGAAAGAGGAUUUAUAUAAUUUUUAGCAAGAUCUAAUAUUGAAAUGAAUUAAUUGGAUAAUAUUAUUUUUGAUUGCUAAUUUUAAUAAUUAAAAGAGAAGUGCUUAAAUAUUGUUACGAAAGAUAGAGAUAUUGUAGAAAAAGGCAAAGCUGCAUUUAUAUCCUUUAUUAGAAGUUAUAAAGAACAUAAAUUAUAAAUAUUGUUUUAAUUCAAUUAAUUAAAUAUAGGUUAAGUAGCAUAUUCAUUUUUCCUUUUAAGAAUACCUAGAAUAAAAGAAAUAUUAAGUAAAAAAAUAGAUUUUGAAUAAAGUAAAAUAGAUCCUAAUUCAAUACCUUUCUUAGAUAAAAAUCAAGAAAAACAAUUUUUAUAAAAAAGGGAAAAUAAAGAUAAAAAAUUAGAAGACAAAAAAUAACAAUAAUUACCUAAGCAAUAAGUAGUAAAGAAAUAAGAAAAGAAUAUUAAGAAUAUUAAAUCUAUUAGAAAGAAGGUUAAAUAAUAACAUGAAUAAGAAGAUGAUGAAGAAUUAAGAGCGUAUUGAAUAUUUAUAAAUAUUAGAGAAUAAAAUCUAGUAAAGAAAUUGAAGUAAGGCAAGAUUACUUUGUAAUAGUUUAAAGAGGAAAUGAAGAAUUUUGAUCCUGAAGAUUUAUAAGAUGCUGAUUAUGAUAAAGAUGAUUUGUGAUAAAUAAUUAUUGU
Paramecium sonneborni is the source of this 1778-nucleotide messenger RNA. Lineage: Eukaryota; Ciliophora; Oligohymenophorea; Peniculida; Parameciidae. The record is from the annotation of a GenBank genome assembly.